GUACAGAGCGAAGGGACACAUGCUGGAUCAUGGAUAAAUAAAACCUGGAAUAAAAUAAAUUGUAAUUGUUUUUUAAGAAAACGAAGAAAUUCACAAGAAAAAGGAAACAUGACACAGAAGAAGGUGUCACCUGAAAAUUUGCCUCCAAGCUACGAAGAGGCCAAUGCAGGAUGUCCGGGUUACAGCGAUGGGGCGUUUUUAUGGGACGAUAUAAACAUCAGACGUGUUUUCAUCCGAAAGGUUUAUAUGAUUUUGAUGAUGCAGCUGUUUCUUACUCUGAUUGUUGUGUCUCUUUUCACGUUUUAUGACCCAGUGAGGUUUUAUAUUCAGACUCAUCCGGCACUUUACUCCACAUCCAGCCUCCUGUUUCUUUUCACUUAUUUGAUGUUGGCAUGCUGUGGAGAUUUAAGGAGGGAAUUUCCCUGGAACCUGGUUCUCCUCUGUGUCUUUACUCUGUGCAUGGCGAUCAUGCUGGGUUUUAUUUCCAGUUACUAUGACACAAGGUCUGUGGUUGUGUGUCUCUGCAUCACGACUGUGGUGUGUGUGUGUGUCACCAUCUUCAGCUUUCAGACCAGGCUGGACAUCACAAUGUUCCAGGGCCUUCUGCUGAACCUCUGCCUGGUUCUUCUCGUCUCCUCUCUCCUCAUGGGAGUCAUCGUUCUAUUCGGAUUUGUUCCGUGGUUACACACACUUUACGGGAGUUUGGGCGCCUUUACUUUCACAAUGUUUCUGGCGUUUGACACUCAGUUGUUGAUGGGGAACAGACAGUACGCUCUGAGUCCUGAGGAACACGUCUUCGCCGCUCUCACGCUCUACCUCGACAUCGUUUAUAUUUUCAGUCAUAUUUUACAGCUGUUUGGAAACAAUGAAUAAAUCAAAUUAAAAAGAAAUAAAAUCUAAUAAAACAAACAAAAAAAGAUUAAGGACUAAAUCAUGGUUUUAAAAAAGGCUGGGACAUUUCUCCCAUUAUGUAGCAUCCCUUCAUCUUUUACCAACAAUAUACACAUAUACAUCUGGAACUGAGGAGAGCAGUUGCUGAAGUUUUAGGAGAGGAAUGUUGUCCCAUGUGCUGAAUAAACAAGUACAUUGAAUAUAUAUAUAUAUAUACACGUGGACAAAAUUGUUGGUACCCUUCAGUCAAUAAAAGAAAAACUCAAUGGUUACAGAAAAAACUUUAAUCUGACAAAAGUAAUAAUAAAUAAAAAUUCUAUGAAUGUUAACCAAUGAAAGUCAGACAUUGCUUUUCAACCAUGCUUCAACUGAAUUAUUUAAAAAUUAACUCAUGGAACAGGCCUGGACAAAAAUGAUGGUACCCCUAGAAAAGACUGAAAAUAAUGUGACCAAAGGGACAUGUUAAUUCAAGGUGUGUCUACUAAUUAGCAUCACAGGUGUCUACAAUCUUGUAAUCAGUCAGUGAGGUGGUCACUGUGUUGUCUGGUGACAUGGUGUGUACCACACUCAACAUGGACCAGAAAGAGUUGUCUGAGGAGAUUAGAAAGAAAAUUAUAGACAAGCAUGAUAAAGGUAAAGGCUAUAAGACCAUCUCCAAGCAGCUAGAUGUUCCUGUGACUACAGUUGCACAUAUUAUUCAGAAAUUUAAGAUCCAUGAAACUGUAGCCAACCUUCCUGCACGUGGCCGCAGGAGGAAAAAUGAUGACAAAUCAAAGAGGCGGAUAAUCCGAAUGGUACCAAAAGAGCCCAGAAAGACUUCUAAAGAGAUCCAAGGUGAACUCCAUGCUCAAGGAACAUCAGUGUCAGAUCGCACCAUCCGUCGUUGUUUGAGCCAAAGUGAGACGACCAAGGAGGACACCAUUGUUGAAAACAAAUCAUAAAAAAGCUAGACUGGAAAAUGGCAAACUACAUGUUGACAAGCCACAAAGCUUCUGGGAGAAUGUUCUAAGGAAAUGGAACUUUUGCCAAGGCACAUCAGCUCUAUGUUCACAGAAGGAAAAAUAAAGCAUAUCAAGAGAAGAACAUUGUCCCUACUGUGAAACAUGGAGGGGGCUCUGUUAUGUUCUGGGGCUGCUUUGCUGCAUCUGGCACAGGGUGUCUUGAAUCUGUGCAGGGUACAAUGAAAUCUGAAGACUAUCAAGGGAUUCUAGACAGAAAUAUGCUGGCCAGUGUCAGAAAGCUUGGUCUCAGUCGCAGGUUAUGGGUUCUGCAACAGGACAAUGACCAAAAACACACAGCUAAAACACCCAAGAAUGGCUAAGAGGAAAACAUUGGACUAUUCUAAAGUGGCCUUUCUAUGAGCCUCAACCUCAAUCCUAUUGAGCAUCUUUGGAAGGAGCUGAAACAAGCCGUCUGGAAAAGACACCCUUCAAACUGGAAACAACUGGAGUAGUUUGCUCAUGAGGAGUCACCCAAAAUACCUGCUGAGAGGUGCAGAAGUCUCAUUGACAGUUAAAGGAAUCGUCUGAUUGCAGUGAUUUGCUUCAAAAGGUUGUGCAGAAAAAUAUUAAAUUAGGGGUACCAUCAUUUUUGUCCAGGCCUGUUCCAUGAGUUAAUUUUUUUAAAUAAUUCCGUUGAAGCAUGGUUGAAAAUUUUUAUUUAUUAUUACUUUUGUCAGAUUAAAGUUUUUUUCUGUGACCAUUGUGAGUUUUUCUUUCAAUGACCGAAGGGUAAGAACAAUUUUGUAACAAUAGGGGUGAGUGCAACUGGUCAAAAUUCAUUCAGGCAUUCGGCAGCUGAGUGCUUACGCACUGGUAUGAUGGUUGUAGUCUUCAGGCUUGUCGGAAUCAUGGCUUGGGCCAGUGACAGGUAGAAAAUGUCAGUAAAAACCUGUGCCAGUUGUCCACCCCUGCGCUUACCAGCGUCUACUGCCGUCCUGUCCGCCAGGAAAACACUGCGAGCCCGAGCUCAAUGGCACUGCUGGGAAUGUUGUCGUUGAGCCAUGUUUCCAUAAAAAUCAUGACAUUACAUUCUUUAAUCCACUUGUGUGAUGAGCAGCAGUUUAUCCAUUAUUGCAUUUGUGUAUAAUAUGCAAACUGUGUUUACAGACAAUGAUUUGCGGAGGUGUUAAUGAGGCCAUGCAGUGAUUUCCAUCAAGAAUCAUCACUGUUUUAAAUGCAGUGUCCCCUGAAGGAUUUUCACCCUUGUGGGCAGAAAUUUUAUCAGAUUCUCAGCACCAUUCAAUGAUAUGUUCUGAAAAUUAUAAGAUUUUCAAAGUGGUCGCAAUUUGAUGUUGAGGAACAUUAUUCUGAAAUUGUUUUACAGUUUGUAGACAGUCUUUUAUAGAUUGGUGAAGCUCCACCGCUCUUUAAUACUGAGACAAUCUGCUUCUCUGAUUUACACUAUUUAUACUCAACAUCUCACUGACCUGCUGCCCAUUAACCUCAUUACUUACUAAAUGUUUCCAACUGUUUCAUUUGAAUAACUUUUACAUUUUUUACACUUUUGUUGCCCCGUCACAACUUUUUUUGAGACUUGUUGCGACAAAAAAUUAAAAUCCAUUUUUUUUUCUUAAAAAAGGUGUAUAUGAGAUACUAAAAUGGUUGCUGAAAUGUGAGGGGUGUAUUUACUUUUGUGAGAUAGUGUGUGUGUGUGUGUGUGUGUGUGUGUGUGUGUGUGUGUAAAUAUAGUAUAUAUAGUACUUACUGAUUUUUGAAUUUGGAAGGAUUUGUUGUAAGUGGCCUUUUAUGGUUUUGCUUUUUGUUGCUUUAUGCUUUUAUUGAUUCUGUGAGACAGCGCUUAUAUUAAGACUUUUAUGUUGUGUUAAUAAAAAAAAA
Messenger RNA from Silurus meridionalis, 3728 nucleotides. It is a transcript of the gene faim2b, whose product is annotated as Fas apoptotic inhibitory molecule 2b. The record is from RefSeq and is a predicted model, not a curated record. The transcript is spliced from 12 exons. Lineage: Eukaryota; Metazoa; Chordata; Actinopteri; Siluriformes; Siluridae. Gene Ontology annotation, biological process: negative regulation of apoptotic signaling pathway. The coding region runs from base 109 to 873 and encodes 254 amino acids. Gene Ontology annotation, cellular component: Golgi apparatus; membrane; endoplasmic reticulum.